GGGCCGCCGGGCGCCCUCCUUUGCUCUGCCUUGGCUUCCGCACCUCCGCGUCGAGGUGCCUCCGGGUGUCGGAGGUCGGCUCCAGGCCCGCGUACCCCGCGUUCAGAGUCUGGUCGUGUGAGAAAGGCCUAGGUGUGCCCUGAAUCUCUUGGCCGCCGUUGCGAGCCGCCCGUCAGGAGGCCGACUGAGCUUCCCCAGUGCUGGAAUUACAGUCACUAGGAGUUAAACUUUGGGAUGUGCACAGGAUGACAGACAACAAGGAUUUAGAAGCUGAAAUCCACCCCUUGAAGAAGGAAGACAAAAUAUCACAGGAAAAUCUUGGAAAUAGGUUGAAAAAUGAAGAUAACUUAAAAAGUGCACCUACACAAUCGCGGCUCUCCCGAUGCCGAACAGUAGCAUUUUUUCUUUCAUUGUUUAUCUGCCUUUUGGUGGUGUUUGUGGUCUCCUUCAUCAUCCCAUGUCCAGACAGACCAGUGUCACAGAGCAUGUGGAGGAUCGAUUACAAUGUAGCAGUUACCUAUGACUUUCUGGCCAUGGAAGACAUAAACAAGGAUCGGAUACAAGAUGUUGUCUUUCUUCAUAAAAAUACCAACAGCAGUAACAGUUUCAACCGAUCCUGUGCUGAUGAAGGCUUCUCCUCUCCCUGUGCCUUUGUGGCUGCUGUGUCAGGGGCUAACGGCAGUAUGCUCUGGGAGAGGCCUGUGGCCCAAGACGUGGCAUUUGUGGAAUGCACUGUGCCCCAGCCAUUGGACAGUAAGACAUCCUCAGCCUGCAUCCUUGUGGGAAGACCUGGCUCUUUUCUUGCCAUCAACUUAUUCACAGGGGAAACCCUGUGGAGCCACCCCAGCAGCUUUGGUGGGAACACGUCUAUCCUGAGCCCUCUGCUCCAAGUACCUGACAUCGACAGUGAUGGUGCCCCAGACCUGCUGAUCCUCACCCAAGAGGGAAAGGAGGUCAGUGGAUCCAUCUAUUCAGGCAGCACUGGGCACCAGAUUGGCCAUAGAGGCAGCCUCGGUAUGGAUGGAGGCAGCAACCCCCUUCUUCAUGUCACCAGGACGGGUGCACACUACAUUCUCCUGCCCUGUGCAAGCUUCCUCUGUGGCUGUUCUUUGAAGAAUCUCUAUGAGAAGGUGACUGGGAAAGAUGCCUUGUUUAAAAGUGACCCCCACUGGGAGGACAUGCUCAAUGCCUCCACCCACAGGCUCCUGCCCAGCUCUGGAACAGUUCAAUUCCUGAUGAAUGUCCCAGGGAAGGCUGGCCAGGAUGUGCUCCUCAUUAGUUCAGAGGCCUGUGUGCUGCUGGAUGGACAGGAGCUGACUCCCAGGUGGACCCUCGGCACAGUCCAGGUCCUGAGAAAACCUAUCCUUGGCCAAUAUAAACCAGACACGCCAGCUGUGGUCAUUGAAAACGGAACUGGCAUCGAUAGACAGAUCCUGCUUCUGGACCUCCACAGUGGGGCCAUCCUGUGGAGCCAGACCCUCCCGAGCUUCCCCGGGGCCCCACCAUCCACCAGCCUGCCAACUGCAGACCACCGCUCAGCCUUCUUCUUCUGGGGCCUCCAUGAACUGAUUGGCACCAACGAGAUGGAUCCUGGGGAUGCCCAGCACAGUUUGUACAUGUUCCACCCUACCCUGCCCAGCGUCCUGCUGGAGCUGGCCAAUGUUUCUACCAACAUCAUCGCCUUUGAUGUGGUCCUGUUUGAGUCAAGUCGCCAUGCUGCCUACGUCCUCCUGACAGGCCCAGCAAGCUCGGAUGUGCCUGGUCUGGUCUCUGUAGUCAAGUACAAGGUGCGGGAUCUUGUCCCAGGCAGCAGAGUGGUCCACCUGGGUGAAGGCAGGCCAGACAGUGACCAGGCCAUCAGAGAUAGGUUCUCCUGGCUACGGUAUCGGAGUGAUGUCUAGGUGGUGCCAGUGGGAACCCACGGAGAGACGACAACUGCAGAAACCAAACCUUCUGGGACAUCCACCCUUCCCUGUGCCUCCACACUGAGACUAGUGACAGUCUCCCCUGGGGAGCCAUGGCUUUAUAUGUUACACCCAGGGACUUGUGUGGGAACACCCUGGGCCUCCAGACCAGGACACCACAGCCAUCACUCCAUCACAACUUGUGUCCCAUGGGGUUUGUACAGGCCAGGAUACCUCCCUGUGCUCUUGCUGGGCAGUUCAGGCCUGUGGCUCCUCAUCCUCACUAGGAGCCCCUGCCAGACCACCUUCCCUCCCACCAGAGAAGUCACUGCUAUGGGACGUGUUGCUCCCCAGGGCUGUCACGUGUCCCUUCCUCUUCUUCUUACCUGGUUCUGUCCUCUGCACCAUCCUUGCGGAAUAAUGAACUCAGAGGGUGGUGAGCCUUGAGGAUACCUGAGGCCACAUAUCCUCAAGCCCUUCCCAGAGCAGAGGAAACAUUCCCAUGCAGGUGGAGGAACAGGCCUUGGGUGUGGGGUCUCCCUGACUGGUGGACAGAGCCAGCUCUAGAGCUCAUGGGUGCCCUUACUACACACUGGAUCUGCUGACCCUAAGCAGGGCCCUGUGGCCCUGGCAUGGUAAGCAAUGCUGCUUACCUGAUACAGGAGGACUCACCUCUGUGCCUUCUUGCUCCUGAGGCCCCGGAGCAGCUGUGCUCCAUGUGCAGCAGCCCUGCCCAGCCCAGAGCCCAACCUUUGUAGCAAAGUAGCCUGACUGUGUCACCACAGAAAACACCAGAAUAAACAUUUUUACACUGUCCAGAAAAGCCCCAAGUAUAAGCC
Molecule: messenger RNA, 2743 nt
Organism: Octodon degus (degu)
Lineage: Eukaryota; Metazoa; Chordata; Mammalia; Rodentia; Octodontidae
Gene: Fam234a
Product: family with sequence similarity 234 member A
Exons: 13
Coding region: 246-1901 (551 amino acids)
Source: RefSeq, a predicted model, not a curated record